This is a messenger RNA of Eremomyces bilateralis CBS 781.70, 1251 nucleotides long. RefSeq names its product translation factor. The transcript is spliced from 2 exons. Gene Ontology annotation, molecular function: tRNA binding; nucleotidyltransferase activity; double-stranded RNA binding. The record is from RefSeq and is a predicted model, not a curated record. Gene Ontology annotation, cellular component: cytoplasm. Gene Ontology annotation, biological process: regulation of translational fidelity. NCBI's taxonomy places the organism in Eukaryota, Fungi, Ascomycota, Dothideomycetes, Eremomycetales, Eremomycetaceae. The coding region runs from base 1 to 1251 and encodes 416 amino acids.
AUGUCAAAUGAGGCCUCACUUCGGGAUGGCCAAUCGGCUUACAAGACUCGAGUCUUGCGCGUAGACCCCUCAAGAGCUGGGUGUUUGAAAGCUCGACCCGGGCGUUUCUCCUCGCAAGACGAUCUCCAAGUCGAAUGGCAUCGCGACACUGUGGACUAUGAGAGCCUGACGACUGCCGUCGACCUUCUACACAAUACCGACGUACCUGUCGCAUUCCCUACCGAAACCGUCUAUGGGCUUGGUGCCGAUGCGACGAGAACGGGUGCCGUCCAAGGUAUCUAUACUGCAAAGCAAAGACCCAGCGACAACCCACUCAUCGUGCAUGUUUGCAGCCUCAAGCAACUGCGAAGGUUGUUACCGCCGUCGAAUGGCGGCGAUGAUUACGAACCGAUACCCAAGAUAUAUCGAGCCUUGAUUCAACGGUUCUGGCCCGGACCGUUAACGAUCAUCCUUCCUACUACCGACCAAAGCGAAUGGCGCCUAUCACCCUUCACAACUGCAAAGUUGCAUACAUUUGGUGCCCGGAUGCCUUCGUCGCCUCUUGCCCUUCUUCUUCUCAAACUCUGCGAUUUACCGCUCGCUGCCCCAUCAGCGAACGCAUCCACACGUCCCUCUCCUACAUUGGCCGAACAUGUGUUUGAAGAUCUGAAUGGAAGGAUCCAGCUGAUCCUAGAUGGAGGACCUUCUAAUGUUGGUGUGGAAAGCACGGUGGUCGACGGACUCUCCGAUGGCGGUCCUGUAGUCCUUCGGCCGGGAGGGGUGUCCGUCGCUAUGUUAAGAGAAUGCGAAGGGUGGGAAAAUGUACGAGUGGCAUACAAGGACAAAGCGGAGGGGGAUACGGAGGAGAACGAUCAGGCCAUCUCAAGAAGCAUGCCUCGAGCACCGGGCAUGAAAUACCGACAUUAUUCGCCUCGCGCGAAGGUUGUCCUAUUCGAACCAGGCGCUACCGCUCCGUCCAUACCGGAUUUGAAGAGUGCAGACUCAUCGAAAGGCAUCGGAAUCAUUAGAACAAAAGCUUGGGAUAUGGAUACCAUCCUAAGGUCCGGAUCUUCCGAAGACGUUGCCCUUUGGGAUGUUGAUAUUGGCCCAGGCAUGGAGGACAUUGCGCGUGGCUUGUUUGCCGCAUUUCGCGAACUAGACCAGAAACAGGUUGAUACGAUACUCGUUGAGGGUAUCGACUCCACGGAUGAUACACUUGCAGGAGCCAUCAUGAACCGUGUGCGGAAGGCCGCGGAACUCAAGAUCUCCUGA